Molecule: messenger RNA, 2031 nt
Organism: Penicillium olsonii
Lineage: Eukaryota; Fungi; Ascomycota; Eurotiomycetes; Eurotiales; Aspergillaceae
Source: the annotation of a GenBank genome assembly
AUGUCUACCGAGACAUAUUGUGUGAGUGUAAAGCACUCCGAAGCCCUCCUUUCUACCACUCUAGCAACUCCCACUCUGCUGGAGGAAGUGCAGAGUGCACUUAAAUUAGCCGCAAAUCAUUCCAUUCACCUUCAACAUGAGGAUGGCCAUUGGUGCGGAGAACUGAAAUCAAAUGCCACCAUGACGGCGGAGUAUGUGAUGCUUCGUCAGUCCAUAGGCCUCGAUAUGGCUGAAGAUCGAGACGAGUACAUCUCGUGGUUCUUGUCCGACCAGAAUCCCGAUGGGUCAUGGGCACUCAUACCAGGAGGUCCAGGUGAAAUCUCAACCUCAGUGGAGGCCUACCUGGCAUUGAAGAUCCUCGGCCUCGAACCAGAUUCAGCAGUCAUGUGCAAGGCCCGGAAUUUCAUCAUCUCAGCCGGUGGUGUCGCCAGGGUACGAAUCUUCACCCGCAUCUACCUGGCAACUUUUGGUCUUUUGCCCUGGGAUGCAGUCCCAGAGCUCCCGGCAGAGCUGAUCAUGAUGCCCGAUGCUGCAGUCAUCAGUAUAUAUCGAUUUGCAUCGUGGGCUCGCAGUACCGUUAUACCCCUUCUCCUCAUCUCGCACCAUCGCCCCGUAUUCGCCCUGCCUAAUGGAAAGUCCGCGACCAACGACUUCAUAGAUGAGAUUUGGGUUAAUGCGGCAGAAAAGAACGUCCCAUACUCUGCAUCUCUCUGGAGCCUGCUCAAGACAGAUUUCGUGUCCGCCGGCUUUCUGGUUAUGGAUAAUAUCCUACACAUGCUCGGUGGGCUACGCAGCUCUCCUACCCGCAUACAUGCGCGGAGGAAAUGCGUUGAAUGGAUUCUAGAGCACCAAGAGCCUGAAGGCGACUGGGCUGGAAUCUUCCCCCCUAUGUAUGGUGGUGUCAUAUCAUUGUGUCUCGAAGGGUAUACAUUGGAUGAUGAGCCUGUCCGCAAAGGCCUGGAAGCUCUCGAGCGCUUUGCAUGGAGAGAUCAAAACGGGAAGAGGAUUCAGGCCUGUGUUUCCCCUAUCUGGGAUACUAUUCUGUCAUCAAUUGCUCUCAGCGACGCCGGUCUGGCAGCCCGUCAGGCCUUCCACGGGGUGGAGUGGGUGAAGGAUCGUCAGCUGGUGAACGAGCCAGCUGGGGACUGGCGGGUUUACAAGCCCAAUAUUACAGCAGGAGGCUUCAGUUUCGAGUACAUCAACCGAUGGUAUCCGGAUGUGGAUGACACUGCUGCUGCAAUCUUGGCCAUUGUCAAGGUGGAUCCGCAGCUCACAAGAUCGUUGUCUGCUGUUACCAAAGCAGUGGAGUGGAUCAUCGGUAUGCAGAACGGUGAUGGUGGAUGGGGUGCAUUUGAUCACCACAAUGAUCGGCUGUUCCUGAAUAAAAUACCUUUCAGUGACAUGGACUCGCUCUGCGAUCCUUCUACAGCAGACGUCACAGGCCGAGCCGUCGAGGCAUUUGGACUUCUUCUCGAGAGAAACAGCCAUCAAUUCGUCGGACUUUCCAAAGACAUCAAGAUUUCCUGUGACCGAGCAAUUGCAUACCUCUUACGCACACAAGAAGCCUCCGGGUCCUGGUUUGGUCGAUGGGGAGUGAAUUACAUCUACGGGACCAGCAAUGUGGUGUGUGCGUUGGCUUUCUUCUCCCAAGAUAGAAAAGUGCAGAAUGCCCUGGAUGCUGCAGUGGCGUGGCUGAGCACCAAACAGAAUCCAGAUGGUGGAUGGGGAGAGAGCGUGUUGUCUUAUCGUAGUGUCCAGUUGGAAGGUCGCGGCGGUCCAUCGGUCCCUUCUCAGACCGGGUGGGCUUUGAUGGCCCUGCUUGCUCAUCCUUCCAGUGAAAAGUCAAUUGACAAGGGGGUGCGGUAUUUGUUGCAAACGCAGACGUCCGAGCGUGCUGAUACAGCGUCGUGGCCCGAAACCGAGUACACCGGUACGGGGUUCCCGGGGCAUUUCUACAUAGGGUAUGCUCUCUACAGCCAUUACUUUCCCAUGAUGGCUCUCGGACGAUAUGUACAAACAUAUGGCUGUUAG